Molecule: messenger RNA, 1032 nt
Organism: Dovyalis caffra
Lineage: Eukaryota; Viridiplantae; Streptophyta; Magnoliopsida; Malpighiales; Salicaceae
Source: the annotation of a GenBank genome assembly
AUGCUUACCCUACAAGGGAAGGAAGCAUAUCUAGGAAUAUCUGGUGGAGUUGGACUGGGAAUAUUGGGAGUUUUGGUCUUCAUGACAGGCUCCAAGAAAAAUGAGGCUAUGGGAUACUAUGGAGUAGCAGGCCUUAAUUGCACAGAAUCAAGAUUUGGAAGGAAUGGCCCAGACAUUCGAUUCCCAUUUCGAAUCAAGAACAGGCAACCAGAGCACUGUGGCUAUCCUGGAUUUGAUCUGUCAUGCUCAGAGAGCAAUCAUACCGUACUCGAGUUUCCAGCUUCCAUCAAAUUCUACAUUGAAAGUAUUGAUUAUAAUAAACAAGUUAUGACAGCAAGUUACGCACGAGAAUGUCCAGCAAGACAACGCUUAAACUUCAAUUUAUCUGCUUCUUGCUUCCAAAUGGUGAAUAGUGAUACUGCUAACUACACCCUAUUCAAUUGUUCUUCGGAUAAGGAAAGAUAUGGAUACUUUCUUCCUAUCCCUUGUCUUAGUGCUCUCAACUAUGACGUUCUUGCUGUUAAUUCAUAUCAUUCUGUUGAUGACUCUGAUUUAUUAUCAUGUACCAAGAUGUUCGACAUUUUUUCAGUUCCAGUUUAUAUGUCGUUCCAAGGCAAUUAUACCUUUCCUCUGUUUUGGUGCUAUCCAAAAUGUGGAUCUUGUGAAGCAAAAGGCAAAAAGUGUAGAUUAAGGGAUUACAGCUCCAAGCUUGAAACUGAAUGUUAUGACAAUUCCAUUAGAGGAAUGUCGUUGGUCGAAAAAGCUACUGGGUGCAGGUAUAAUCUUAGUACUAAUGGAGAUCCGCAUGCAUCAUAUGACUACAAAUGGAAUGGAUGGCCAGAUAUUCGGACUUUAUUAUCACAGACUAUGAUUUUCAUGAACUGUGCAAAUCCGGUGAAGUCUCCUCUUUAUGUGGCCACUGCUUCUUGCCUUAAUUAUGGAACAAACUCAUCCAACAUUUCUCUUCGCACACAUUCUUAUGUGAAUGUUGGUGUUAUGAACAUCUCAGAUUUGAUGGAACUGUGCAGCUAG